Messenger RNA from Rotaria sp. Silwood1, 1068 nucleotides. Lineage: Eukaryota; Metazoa; Rotifera; Eurotatoria; Philodinida; Philodinidae. The record is from the annotation of a GenBank genome assembly.
AUGGCGUCCACACCAAUCAUGGUUAAGAUACUGAUGUUAAUCGGUCAAAUAAUAUUCGCAUGUGUUUAUGGUACCUUUGGUACUAUCUUAACUUGUCUACUUUUUCUUCGACUUGGACCAAAAAAGUUUUUCAGACGAGUUGAACGACCUACACCACCAAUACAAGCAACUGAUCCUGUUUAUGGAGAACAGGGAAUGAUUAAAUUAAAAUCAUCGAAUGUCACUCUGCAUUAUGUUUCAAAAGGUUCAUCAGAUCAACCAUUAAUGUUAUUUGUUCAUGGUUUUCCUGAAUGUUGGUAUGCUUGGAGACAUCAAAUGAGAUAUUUUUCAAAAAAUUAUCAAGUUGUUGCUAUUGAUCAACGUGGAUAUGGUCUCAGUUCAAAACCGUCUAAUGUUGGAGAUUAUAAAGUUGAAAUAUUAGCUCGUGAUAUUGCUGAUAUCAUUGAACAACUUGGUUACCAAUCAUGUGUUUUGGUCGGUCAUGACUGGGGAGCUAUAGUGUCAUGGACUUGUGCGAUGCUUUAUCCUAAUUUAAUUGACAAAUUGAUUAUAAUGAACGUUCCACAUCCAGCUGCUUUUCGACAUAAUUUAUCAUUAAAACAACUUCGUAAAUCAUGGUAUAUAUUCUUUUAUCAAAUACCAUUUAUUCCUGAAUUAUUAUUUGCAUCGGACGAUUUCGCAACUUUUAAACGACUUUUUUAUACAAAAGGAAUCGGUUUGGUCAAUCCACAAAAUAUGACAGAAGAUGAUCUAGAAGUUUAUACGUAUACAUUUGCUCAAAAAGGAACUCCGACAGCGGCAAUAAAUUACUAUCGUGCUGCAUUCAGACAUCAAAGAAAUGAUUUACAAGUACAAGUAACUGUACCAGUAUUAAUUGUAUGGGGUUGUCAAGAUGGCGCUUUAGGUGAAGAACUUGCUGAUGCUAGUCAAAACUAUUGUUCUAAUGUCCGAUUAAAGAAAAUUCGAAAUGCAUCACAUUGGGUACAACAAGAUGCACCAGAUGAAGUUAAUCAAUAUAUGGAAGCUUUUCUCAAUGAAAAGUCGGCCAUGAAGCAGACAACUAAUUAA